This is a messenger RNA of Laccaria bicolor S238N-H82, 984 nucleotides long. RefSeq lists its product as uncharacterized. The transcript has 4 exons. The record is from RefSeq and is a predicted model, not a curated record. Bases 1 to 984 code for a protein of 327 amino acids. NCBI's taxonomy places the organism in Eukaryota, Fungi, Basidiomycota, Agaricomycetes, Agaricales, Hydnangiaceae.
AUGGACGAUACCCAGUACCCCAUUGUUCGAGGGGCAGUUCAACUCCCAGCGGGAUCGGAGAUCAUCACGGACGUCGAUGAAGAGAUCUUCAUCUUAUAUUCCAACCUGCAGUCUGCUGGUAGCGACACUGAAUCGUCUGGUUUUCGUGGCCUAGGACAAUUCGACUCUCGCAAAGAUGUUUUAGACAUCAUCUUCGACUUGAAGGGCAUAUCAGAUUCCAAGUCCAAGGACAGCCGUAAAGGAAAAAAGUCGAAGGCGCAGAGAACACAUGAAAGUGAUAAUGCGAAUGACAAGACUAUUCAAAUUGAACUUUACCAAGACAAGACGGCUCUGCGGACGCGUAAAGGUGACACUGGCAGCGUCAUUUGGAAAGCCAGUAUUGACUUUGCUCAAUACGUGCUCCAACAAAAUUACACCAACUCAACGAAUGGUCUCUUUCAUCAUGAAAGGCUACGCAAUCAGCAUGUUCUAGAACUUGGAGCUGGAACUGGUCUACUCAGCAUGGUGCUCUCUCCCCUUGUGCGGCGCUACACUGCGACCGACAUUGGCCCAUUGAUGCCUCUUAUUCAGAAGAAUGUUUCCCUGAACUUUGCUGGCUGGCCGAAGUUACCCUCUGGUUCUCCAGGAUCAAAUAUCUCAGUCGAGGAACUCGAUUGGCAGCUCCUUCAGUCAUCCACUGCCCCUCGACGAGCAAAACUCUAUACUCUAGAUCCAAUCGAUCUUCUCUUACUUGUGGACUGCAUUUACCAUCCAUCUCUCAUCCCCCCUCUCGUAGCAACUAUCAAUCACCUCGCCAUCCCGCAGCGGACUACUGUGUUGAUCGUCUCAGAACUUCGUUCGCACGACGUAAUGCGGGAAUUUUUGGAUACCUGGUUGGCCCAACCGAACUGGGAAAUCUGGCAUAUUGGAUAUAAUCUUCUUCGAAGCCAGCAUUACGUUAUGUGGCUGGGCCAGAAAAUGCAACUUCCCAGCACUUCGGGGUGA